AUGUUGACUCAAUCUGUGACGGAUUCUUCAUCUGCUUUGAGGAAGGAGAAUUGGAAACCGCCAUCAAUGCUGUCUCCGGUGGCGGAGAAGUCCUUGACACCAUCGGCAGGGGCAAAGAGUGGGGGGCUUUAUGGAAAAUUGGUAGGCGAGAGUAAGUCGGUGAAUUCCGGUGAGAAGAGGAGUGGUGGAACUAUGACCAGGAAGAGCCAUGCGAGUAUGGGGGAACUGAAAGUAUUCGGUAUUGCUGCUAAUAAUGCUACCUACGAAGGAAACAGGGGAGGGAGAAUUGGUAGAACUCUUUUUGGGCAAAGACAGUUUUGA
Messenger RNA from Fraxinus pennsylvanica, 321 nucleotides. The record is from the annotation of a GenBank genome assembly. NCBI's taxonomy places the organism in Eukaryota, Viridiplantae, Streptophyta, Magnoliopsida, Lamiales, Oleaceae.